Molecule: messenger RNA, 816 nt
Organism: Thlaspi arvense
Lineage: Eukaryota; Viridiplantae; Streptophyta; Magnoliopsida; Brassicales; Brassicaceae
Source: the annotation of a GenBank genome assembly
AUUAAUCGGUUUAACGUUUGGUCGGAAAAAACAGGGGUUGAUACCAGAAAGCGAGCCAGAGAAGUUUCGUCCGUGAUUGAUUUAGAAAUCACGGCGGCUCCGAUGAAUCCUCCACCGUCUACUCCGCCGCAGUUUAUCGGCCGUCGACAAACUCCUAAUGUAGUAUCCACCGGUCUUCGUUUGUCUCAGGGGCAAUCGCAGAAUCGAGAACAGCGGUUUCCGAUAAUAACCGGAGAUAUCGCCGGAGAAAUCAAACGGCAAACGGAUGAAUUAGAUGGAUUUCUACAAACUCAGGGAGAGCAACUGAGGCGCAUGUUAGCGGAAAACAGUGAGAGGCACUAUCGUGAACUUUUGAGAACGACGGAAGAAUCUGUUCGGCGGAGAUUAAGAGAAAAAGAAACGGAGAUCGAGAAAGCCAUGCGUCGUCACGCGGAGCUUGAAGCACGUGCGGCGCAGAUCGAGACGGAGUCACGUGCUUGGCAGGUGAGAGCGGCGGCGAGAGAAGCCGAAGCGGCGUCGUUACAAGCUCGAUUGCAACAAGCCUACGCCCAUGGCGGUGGAGUCACGGCGGCAGAACCAAAAUCGGGAAGCGUAGACGGUGUGGAUGAAGCCGAAGACGCUGAAUCAGCUUACAUUGAUCCCGAUAGAUUCGAAUUGAUCGGACCGAGUUGUAGGAUUUGCAGGCGACGAUCGGCGACGGUGUUGGCUUUGCCGUGCCGUCAUUUGGUUCUGUGUAAAGGAUGCGACGGCUCUGUGCAAGUUUGUCCGCUUUGCCUUAGCUCGAAGAAUUCAAGCGUGGAGGUUUUCUUUUCUUGA